AUGACUUGUUCUUCAGGAGGAUGGACGGUGUUCGUGCAGAGAGACACUAGAGUUGAUCCUGCGGUGAACUUCAGGAGAGACUGGGAGGCCUACAAGACCAGCUUCGGUAACGCCUCCACAGAGUAUUGGUUAGGGACGGAGGCGGUGCACCAGCUGACGCAGCCCUUGCCUCAGACGCUGCGUCUGGCCGCCACAAACAGGUACCAACAGGAUGAUCACCGCUGGGCGCUCUGGUCCACCUUCAGCGUCGCCAGUGAGAGUACCGGGUACGAGCUGCUGGUAGACGGGUACCAGGAAGAGAGUACCAUGGGGGAUGUCCUUGUGCACGGAAACUUCAGUGGAAUGAAGUUCUCCACCAUCGACAGAGACAAUGAUCUCGGGUCAAACUCUAGUCAGGAGCUUCAUAUUCCAGGAUUGGUCUGA
Procambarus clarkii (red swamp crayfish) is the source of this 423-nucleotide messenger RNA. The record is from RefSeq and is a predicted model, not a curated record. Lineage: Eukaryota; Metazoa; Arthropoda; Malacostraca; Decapoda; Cambaridae.